Molecule: messenger RNA, 1857 nt
Organism: Tripterygium wilfordii
Lineage: Eukaryota; Viridiplantae; Streptophyta; Magnoliopsida; Celastrales; Celastraceae
Product: transcription factor-like protein DPB
Exons: 9
Coding region: 327-1382 (351 amino acids)
Biological process (GO): regulation of cell cycle; regulation of transcription by RNA polymerase II
Cellular component (GO): nucleus; transcription regulator complex
Molecular function (GO): DNA-binding transcription factor activity, RNA polymerase II-specific; RNA polymerase II transcription regulatory region sequence-specific DNA binding
Source: RefSeq, a predicted model, not a curated record
CCAAACCCUCCUCAGUCCUCACCCACCCAACACGUUCCCUUCUUAAAACCCACAAACCAUCUCCGUCACGGCCCCCUCCGCCGCCGCCGAUAACUACCCCAAACACACCCUACACACACACACAGCGUGGUCUCUAAUUUAGUCUCGGAGCGAAGUAAAGAAUCAACUCAAGCACGCAGAAAAACGCGCGCACAUCUGUAACUGAUCGUCGAUCCUUUUUACAGUACUGCAUCACACUCUUUCAAAACCCUAAUUAUUCCCCCAAUUCUGUUGGUUUUGUGUCAGAUUUUGAGCCCUCCAAUCUUUGGGGGUUUGUAUUUGCUAUUAUGGUUACUGGAGGGGCCCGCCAGGAAGAAGGGGACAAGAACCCAGCAGCUAUCUCAAGAGGAGGGGCGACCAGGUCCUGGGGCACCACCGUAUCUGGCCAAUCUGUAUCCACCAGUGGCAGUGUGGGCUCCCCGUCGAGCCGUAGCGAACAGGCCAUGGCCACACCCGCCAGCGACACUACUGUCCUUAGGUUAAACAACCUCGACAUCCACGGGGACGAUGCGGGAUCACAAGGUGCUGGUGGUAACAAGAAGAAGAAGAGAGGUCAACGUGCCGUUGGGGGAGAUAAGAGUGGUAGAGGACUCCGGCAGUUUAGCAUGAAAGUGUGCGAAAAAGUUGAAAGCAAAGGAAGAACCACAUACAAUGAGGUCGCAGAUGAGCUUGUGGCCGAAUUUGCUGACCCCAGCAACGGUGUUACAACCCCAGAUCAGCAACAAUAUGAUGAGAAAAACAUACGCCGAAGGGUAUAUGAUGCUCUGAAUGUACUCAUGGCAAUGGAUAUCAUAUCCAAAGAUAAGAAAGAAAUUCAGUGGAAGGGUCUGCCUCGUACAAGCCUUAAUGAUAUUGAAGAAUUAAAGGCUGAGCGUCUUGGACUGAGAAAUAGGAUUGAAAAGAAAGCCACAUACCUACAAGAACUGGAAGAACAAUAUAUAGGUCUCCAGAACCUGAUACAGCGCAAUGAGCAAUUGUAUAGCUCAGGAAACUCUCCUAGUGGGGGUGUUUCAUUACCUUUCAUUUUGGUGCAGACCCGUCCUCAUGCUACAGUGGAAGUGGAAAUAUCUGAAGAUAUGCAACUAGUGCAUUUUGACUUUAAUAGCACCCCUUUCGAGCUUCAUGAUGAUAAUUACGUUCUCAAGGCAAUGAAAUUUUGUGAGAGACCACAGAGUGAUGAUAUGACUCCUAAUUAUGCUGCAGACGGAGGUGAAGGGUCUAGCAUGUCUAACAUGCAUCAACCACAAACCAUUCCUCCCCCCACGACAAGCACACCGAGUAGACCUCCCACCUCACCACCUAUUCCUGGAAUAUUAAAGGCGCGUGUCAAGCAUGAACAUUAGUAAGCAAGUUUCAAGGUUAACUAUUGCACCAGCACUUGUGUAAAUUGUUGUAAAGUAGUUUUGCUGCUAGUGGGGCAUGCUUAUCCUCACUCUUUAAUCUUUUAUUCCAAGGAGAUUAGGGAGACAAGAAGAUUAUAUUUCCUUGCAAUCAAGACUUCUAGGGAAAGUUGGUCUGAGCUUUGCAUAAAAAAAAGGUAAACAUCUCCCAUAGUGGGUGGUGUCGGGGAAAGACAUUAUUUGUGGCGAGACUGUUUCCUGGUUUGGCUUCUAGGUACGUUGCACUAUUGCAACUCUACGGUUGAGCCACAAAUCCUUAAUUUAGUAUUGUAAUUGCCUUUUCUUAUUUCUUUCACAAGUUCUUUUUGAUACAUCAUAGUGAAGUUGUAUUAGACUGUAGUUGAUCUGUCAGUUUCUCACAUAAUGAUCAAAUUAGAUCAAUAGUUCAACAUCUCCUGUAUCCCUUGUUGAAUUUGUA